Molecule: messenger RNA, 967 nt
Organism: Lolium rigidum
Lineage: Eukaryota; Viridiplantae; Streptophyta; Magnoliopsida; Poales; Poaceae
Exons: 2
Coding region: 421-708 (95 amino acids)
Source: RefSeq, a predicted model, not a curated record
AAAAAAAAAACAGUUUCUUCCAUCUUCUUCUUCCUCCUGCCGCCGACGGGAUCCAGGGUUCGCCCGGCCGGCGCGAACUCAAUAAAGAAAUCCGCCCUCACGUCGCUCGCUUCCUCGGGGCCUGAGCUGCUUGCCGCUCCUCCAUUAGAAAAACUAGGGAAAAAGCUCCAUUGCCGAAAAGCCGCAGGCGUUAGGUGGUGCGUGGUGGUGGUGGUGCGCGCUAGUCAAAGACGAGGGGAGGAGGCCGGUCAGGGAACAAUCCACAUCCAUCCACCCACCAACCUGCUCCCCCCUCCUCUUCUUCCUCCCCCAUAUCCCUAGUCCCCUCCCCCAUUCUCGCCGCGCCGCAGCACGCCAACCAGAGGGGGAGUUCUUGCUUGAUCCCCGGUCGAUUCCCGUGGUCCAUAAUUUUCGGGAGAGAUGUGCCCGCUGAGGGUGAUUCUCAUCUUCCUCUCCGCCACCAUCGCCGGCUUCUUCCUCCUCCGGAACCUCAACGCCGAACCGGACCUGUUCCAGGACGACGACGCCACCGCUGCCGCGGGGGACGACGGCGAGGAGUCGCCCAGGGACGCCGCGCCGCUCCAUUACAAGGUUGCAUCCGCUGCGAAGACAGGAUUCUGGACGAUGGUGGACAUGGCAAGUGGGCGGUACCUUUGGAGGACCCUUGUCGCAUCACCGGCGAAAUCUGAAUCAGAGAAGGCCCGGUGACGAAACAACAUCAUCUAUUUCAAAUUCGUGUAAUUGGAGUGCCCAGAAUGGGGUAAAUUUGCAUGAUAUAUGUUGUAGUUACAUCUUGCGUGUAAUGAGGCGGCAGUUGUAAACACGGGGGAUAUAUGUUGAAGUAGAUGUGCAAAAUUGAUCAUGUGUGAACCUUGUGUCAUAUACGUGUAAGAUGGGGCAUUGCUUGGCAGCCCCUGGGAGUAUGGUGUGUGUGGGUUUCAAACUAAAUUUGCAUGUUUUAAAUUUU